Eriocheir sinensis (Chinese mitten crab) is the source of this 2046-nucleotide messenger RNA. RefSeq lists its product as uncharacterized. NCBI's taxonomy places the organism in Eukaryota, Metazoa, Arthropoda, Malacostraca, Decapoda, Varunidae. The record is from RefSeq and is a predicted model, not a curated record. Gene Ontology annotation, molecular function: protein binding. The coding region runs from base 1 to 1230 and encodes 409 amino acids. The transcript is spliced from 9 exons.
AUGGCGGCUUCUGAAGGGACACCACCAGCAACAGGAGGAGGAGGAGGAGGAGGAGGCAAGGAGGUAGCAGCGGCAGUAGUAGGGGCAGCAGGAGGCGGUGGCGGGGAGGGUCUUGCUCUCCCGCCCUCGACACCCUCAGAGCCCGGCACUCCGCCGACCACGAGGACCCAGCACGCCCCGGGGUCAUCUUCCCCACGCAGAAGGCGAGUGUCGGCGGCCUCAAGUACAGCCUCGGGGGCCUCCUUAGCCUCCCUCCUGGCCAAGCUCCAUCACCCGCCCUCCUCCAGCUUAUCUCUCGAAGGGAAACUCAGGAUACGCGCCACGCUGGACUGCGGGAGUGACGUGCUGGGCUGCCGGUUCUCUCCUGACGGGUCCUUGGUGGGGGCGGCGCUCAGGUCAGGCCAGGUCAAGUUCUUCACGCAGGCCGCCACGCUCUCACACACCUUCCAGCUGCCGGGGGAGGCGCCUCGCAUCCCGCCCGCCGCCACCUCCAUCGUGUGGGUGCCCGGGGGCCCAAGCCAGACCGUUGUCACUACCUACUCCGACGGGCGGCUGGUGGCGUGGCGCGGGCGGGGGGUGGGCGUGGAGGUGUCCGGGGCGGGGGUCGACGUGCGGGCGGCGGCGGUGGGCGGCCUGGAGGGUCAACUGGUCACCUACACGAGGGAGCAAGUCACCCUGAGAGAUCUGACCACCCUCAGCCCUACCCUCACCCUGGAUCCGGGAGUGGGCGGGCAGCUGGUCGGCCGCGGUCCCCUCUGGGCGGUGUGCGGACGCGGUCGUGAGGUGGUGGGUGGAGGGUGUGGGCUAACGUGGUGGGACACUAGGACGGGGGCGGCGACCAAGAGUGUGGGCGGGGUGCAGGUGCGUGGCCCCGCCCUGGCAUCCAACCCCCACUCAGGAAAGUUGUUGAGUGGAAACUGGGGCGGAGGCCAGGACAGCGUCAAGGUAUGGGAGUCAUCCAGCGCCAAGCUCACCCACGUCCUCCACUCAGAGUCAGCCCACACCUCGGUGUACUGCGCUACGUGGGUCGGGAAGGACAUGGUGGUGGUGGGCGGAGCGGACCCCAACUUGCUGCGGCUGGCGACACUGGACAACACGACGGUGGGCGUGUUGCGUGGCCUCAGACAACCCCUGUGGUGCGUGGACGCCUUCGUAGCGCGCCCACACCAGGGGACGCGCAUCGCAAUCGCCUCGGGGACAUCCCUCUACCUCCUCGAUGUCCUGAAAUAGACACGGAGGAACUCGCCUGAACUUACCUUCUGACCUUACUUGACCUGGUAACCUGCCUGCUGUUUGGUUGACCCUGCAUCCUCCUCUCCCCUCUCUUCCUUCUGACCUGGUGAGCUUGUUUUUGUUUUGUUGUUUUGUUAUUGUUGUGAUUUGGUGACCUGUAGUGUAUGUAGUUAGUCUUUUGUUUCUUUGUGUCUUAUUUUCUGGUUCUAUGUUUAUCUUUUAUUCCUUUUCUUUAUUUCUGGUUUAUCAUUAUUUAUCCAUGUGAUCGGCCCCAGUCCGUUGUUGAUGCAGGCGAAUUUUUUUUAUAGUGAUGCUGAUUUUUUUUCUGUUGUGGGGGUUCGUUGAUAUUUUUCCUCAUUUAUUUAUUUAUUUAUGUUAUUUAUUUAUUUAUUUAUUUAUUUAUAUUUGUUUAUUUUUAAUGGUGUUUGCUUUCAUUCCCUCGCCCCCACGAAGCCUACCAAUGUGUCCUUUUACUUAGAGCACGGCAGUUUUAUUUAUUUCAUACCCGCUACUUUUUUUUUCAUGGACAGAGAGACUUCCUUACCUGAUGAAUGAUAUUAGUGUGACAGAACCCCGCGAAGGACGAGUUUAUACAGAAAUCUAAUGUAAUCUAUCAACUUGAGGGUUUUGUAUUCCUUAUCAGUGAAUUGUCAAUGGCAAUAGAUCUAUUUUUGGCCACUCUACUCUAUUUAGGAGCAGCAAGUAGCGGGCUUUUUUUCAUUAUUUUCUUUUUUUUUUACGCCCUUGCACUGUCCCCUCUGCUAUAAAAAAUGAUACCUGAUGAAUGAUAUUAGUGUGACAGAACCCCGCGAG